Molecule: messenger RNA, 2067 nt
Organism: Dissoconium aciculare CBS 342.82
Lineage: Eukaryota; Fungi; Ascomycota; Dothideomycetes; Mycosphaerellales; Dissoconiaceae
Product: OPT superfamily oligopeptide transporter
Exons: 4
Coding region: 1-2067 (688 amino acids)
Cellular component (GO): fungal-type vacuole membrane
Molecular function (GO): oligopeptide transmembrane transporter activity
Source: RefSeq, a predicted model, not a curated record
AUGCGUCGGGCGGAGGAGCACUACGUCAGUGAUGAUGAGACGACGCCAUUACUGCCGUCACGACCUCCACCACCACGACACAAUAGUGGGAACAGCGACGAGGGCGCGAAAGAGCUGAAUGAUCAGCCUCGAUCGUUGUCCUCUACAUUACAAUCCAUAAUAAUUGGACUCGGCAUAGGUGCUUUAUUCUGUCACAUCAACGUGUAUUUCGGCCUACAGAAUGGUUUCAGCGAUGGAUUGUCCCAAGAGGCCGUGCUCUUGGGAUUCGGGAUCUUGCAGUCCGCCAAGAUGGUUUUGGGAACAUCAUUUGGACCUGCGGAAACUGUCUUGAUCACUGCGAUUGCCGGAGCAAUGGGAAUGAUGCCAUCCGUGACAGGCCUGGUGAGCUCCUUGGCAGCGGUGGAACUUCUUCUUCCGGACUCGGAGCACAUCGGGUCGUGGACGCUGAGCUCUCCAACGCUCAUACUUUGGGGACUGGACGUCGGCUUGUUUGCGCUUCCAAUGACCAUGAUGUUCAGGAAGUAUUUCGUCGAUCAGGCGGGGUUGCCGUGGCCGAGUGCUAAAGCAGCUGGAACACUGGUGAGGGCUCUCCACGGGACUUCUGAAAAGAUCACCAAGGACGCAAUCGCACCACAGUCCAAGUCGAACGAGUUUGAAGGCGGAUGUGAACGUGGUACCAACGACGGAGAAAUUCCAUCUGACGCCUCCAGGAUUGAAGCUGAUAAAAAUGAUUUUGGACCACGCUGCCCUUGUAAGCUACCCCUGAAAAGAAUUCUCGGGAUCGUCGGAGUUAACUUGUCACAGAUGUCUCUUGCCAGUAUCUUUCCAAUUCUCAAGAAUGUUCCCAUUUUGGGCUCGGACAUCGCAACAAUGCACUACUGGAGCUUCAAUGUGUCACCCGGCGUGUUCGGUCAAGGAAUGAUGACAGGUCCAACGAUGACGAGCCACAUGCUGGUGGGAGCAAUAGUCGGAUGGGGAAUCCUGUUGCCGUUGGCUCGUUCGCAAGGUUGGAUCAUCGACGCAUACAGCGAUUGGGAAAGUACCAAAUCUGGCUGGACAUCGUGGAUCGCACUCAGCAUCCUCGUGGCUGACAGUGUUGUCGAAUUGAGCUGGCUGAUUUACAACAAGAUUAACACAAAGGCUCUCAAAAAGCUUUGUACCGCUAGAAGUGACCGACCUACGGGUGGCGACGAUCGACACUCUCUGCUUGACAGGUGGCCGAAGAGCGAGAAGUCCAGUGAUCGCAGUCCUAUGAAUGAUCUAGUUCUGUCUGGCAUGACUAUCGCUGCAACAAUGGCAUGUGCCGGAAUCGCCACCUGGAGCUUCGACGGACGUGUGUUGAUCAAUACUACCAUCGUAGCUGUAUGCCUGUCGCUCUUUUUGUCCAUUGCAAGCGUACGAGUGAUUGCCAUGGGCGAUCGACAUCCGGUAGGCGGGCUUGCGAGAUUCUCGCAAUUCCUCAUUGCAAUUCUCAUUUCGCGGCUCAGCCCCGACCACCUGCUGAUCAACCUCGUCCUCGGAGCGAUUGUGCAUGCGGGAAUUACUCAGAUGGAUUGUAUGAUGUAUAAUUUUAAGAUUGCAUCAGUCGUCGGUACACGUCCUAUCUUGCAGCUCUCGGGUCAUGCAAUUGGUGCCGUCUUCGGGUCGGUCUUAUCAGCACUACUUGUGAAGUCUUAUUCCAGACUCAACAUGGUUUCUGGCGGCAAAGCUGGCAUACCUGCUGCGCGCGAGUGGCUGGCGAUGGCAAAUUCGAUCUACACGGAAGGCCUUCCGCCCUUCUACCUGGAGUUCUCAUUCGCCUUUGCGAGUGUCUUCGCUCUCGUCGCCGUGGUGAGAAUAAAAUAUGCGGAUAGGUCGUGGAUCAAAUUUGUGCCUGGCGGAGUGGCAUUCGCUAUAGGAAUGUAUGCGACCCCGGCUUCCACACUGCCUCGUUUCGCAGGAGCGAUGGCCUUUUGUUACGCAAAGAACAGAUUGGGUGUCAGCCAGAAAAUCGGACCAUUUAUGGCGUCGGGACUGAAUCUAGGCGAAAGCAUAGUUGGUCUGCUUGCGUUAAUAAUACCGCGGUAG